GGAGAGAGGCAGACAGGAUCCUGGCGGCAGAGGGACGAAGGGAAAGGGGACCCCGGGGCAGGAGAGGCGCAGAGCCCGAGCGGGCGGCGGCGGCGGCGGCGGCGGGGCAGGGCGGGUGUCCCGGCAGAGGGCGCGCGGUCGCCCUGUCGCCCUCCGCCCCGCCGGGGUCACGGCGCCCCCUCCCCCGCGCCCUGGCCGCCCUGCUGGGCUAUUUUUACGCGCGGACACCGGACACCGGGCUGGGGCUGGGGCGGCGGCGGCGGCGGCGGCGGCCGAGGUGGGGCCGCACCGGGCCGGGCAUCGGGGCCACACGUCCGUUCGCGGGUCGCUGGGGCUGCGCGCGCCAUGGAGCCGCGGUGCCCGCCGCCGUGCGGCUGCUGCGAGCGGCUGGUGCUCAACGUGGCGGGGCUGCGCUUCGAGACCCGGGCGCGCACGCUGGGCCGCUUCCCGGACACGCUGCUCGGGGACCCCGCGCGCCGCGGCCGCUUCUACGACGACGCGCGCCGAGAGUACUUCUUCGACCGGCACCGGCCCAGCUUCGACGCGGUGCUCUACUACUACCAGUCCGGCGGGCGGCUGCGGCGGCCGGCGCACGUGCCGCUGGACGUCUUCCUGGAGGAGGUGGCCUUCUACGGGCUGGGCGCGGCGGCCCUGGCGCGCCUGCGCGAGGACGAGGGCUGCCCGGUGCCCCCCGAGCGCCCCCUGCCCCGCCGCGCCUUCGCGCGCCAGCUCUGGCUGCUCUUCGAGUUCCCCGAGAGCUCGCAGGCCGCGCGCGUGCUCGCCGUGGUCUCCGUGCUGGUCAUCCUCGUCUCCAUCGUCGUCUUCUGCCUCGAGACGCUGCCUGACUUCCGCGACGACCGCGAUGGCCCGGGGCUCGCCGCGGUGGCCGCCGCCGGCCCGUUUCCCGCUCGGCUGAAUGGCUCCAGCCUAGUGCCUGGAAAUGCGCCCCGCCUGCCCUUCAACGACCCGUUCUUCGUGGUGGAGACGCUGUGCAUUUGCUGGUUCUCCUUCGAGCUGCUGGUGCGCCUCCUGGCUUGUCCAAGCAAGGCGAUCUUCUUCAAGAACGUGAUGAACCUCAUCGAUUUCGUGGCUAUCCUUCCCUACUUCGUGGCGCUGGGCACCGAGCUGGCCCGGCAGCGAGGGGUGGGCCAGCCGGCCAUGUCACUGGCCAUUCUGAGAGUCAUCCGACUGGUGCGUGUCUUCCGCAUCUUCAAGCUUUCCCGGCACUCCAAGGGCCUGCAGAUCUUGGGCCAGACGCUUCGGGCCUCCAUGCGUGAGCUGGGCCUCCUCAUCUUUUUCCUCUUCAUUGGUGUGGUCCUCUUUUCCAGCGCGGUCUACUUUGCCGAAGUCGACCGGGUGGACUCCCAUUUCACUAGCAUCCCGGAGUCCUUCUGGUGGGCAGUGGUCACCAUGACUACAGUCGGCUAUGGAGACAUGGCACCCGUCACUGUGGGUGGCAAGAUCGUGGGCUCUCUGUGUGCCAUUGCCGGCGUGCUGACCAUUUCCCUGCCCGUGCCCGUCAUUGUCUCCAAUUUCAGCUACUUUUAUCACCGGGAGACAGAGGGCGAAGAGGCAGGGAUGUACAGCCAUGUGGACACGCAGCCUUGUGGCCCAUUGGAGGGCAAGGCCAAUGGGGGGCUGGUGGAUUCGGAAGUGCCUGAGCUACCACCUCCACUCUGGGCGCCCCCAGGGAAACACCUGGUCACCGAAGUGUGAGGGACAGUUGAGGUCUGCGGGACCUCACACCUCCUUAGAGGGAGGGAGGGAGGGCAGGGUGGAGGGAAAGGCUUGUGGGAGGGGGUUGAGUUUAGGAAGAGCUAGGUUAAGCGGUAAUGAGUGGGGGACGGUCUUGGAUGGUAUGGUUCGGUAGCUCCUGUGGGCAGCUCCCUAAGCAGCAGCGAAUGGCAGUGGGUUGUGUUGUGUUGAUGGAGACUCGGUGGGUUCCUGUUACACUGAGCUGCACGGAGCUCGUGGAGCCCUGUGGGUGGUGUCGAGGCGGGUUUGGUCAUGUCAUCUCGUGAGUUUCCUGCGUCGAUGUUGGGUUUGGUUGGGUUGUGAGUCUGGGUGAGUGUUGUCCGGCUGUAUUGUGUGGGAUUCUGCGGUUUGGUGGGUCCCCUGGGGCCAUGGUGAGUCAAGUUAGAUGGCCCCCCGUGGCAUCAUUGAGAUUGAUUGUGCGGUCAGGCGUGGUGCUCAGUUUCGUUGAGACGUGGUGGAGAUUGUGCUGCUUUGCGGUUCUAGGGCCAUGUUAUUUUAGGUUCUCUGAACUUGUGAGUCAUGUAGAAAUGGGAAGAGUCAAGUGAUAGAAUUUGAGCUUUCUAGGUCACACUGGGUUACGUGUGUAUGACCGAAUGCAUCUCGUGGGGUUCUGUUGGGCUGAAUAGGCCACAGGGAGGUGAGUCGUGUUGCACUGUACAACCCUAUGAGCCCUGUAAGGCCGGUUCGGUGGGGUCACGCCACUGUUUCAAUCUCACAGGGCUAUGCUGAGCUGAGUUCCAUUGAGUUGUAUCACUAUGUGAGUCCUAUAGGAAGCUGGGUUGAGUUGGACCGUGUGAAUGAGUUCCAUAGGGCUACAUUGGGUUGUUUGGAGUUUCGUGGUAGCACCAGGACCCAAAGGUAAUAGCAGCGGGGGAGCAUCAUAUAUUAGGGAGCAAAUGCAGUGGCGAGGGCUGUGGGAGAUGUACUGAGCUGGCUCCCCAGCUCACUGCAGGAGGUGGGACUGCAUUUUGUAUCCAUGGGUUUGGGUGUUCAUCAGAGGCGAUCGGGGUGAACUAGGAAGAGGUGGAUGCUCCCCCCGUUUAUCCACAUCCACUUCGUUGUGCCGUUCACCCCAUUCUCCCCUACAGUCUUUCACUCAGACAUGGAGCUCAGAGCCCCAAGGGAAGGGGGAGAGGGGGAGAAAACCGCACUCUGUUCAGACAUGAUAGAGGGACAGAACCAAAAGGAUAGUGAGAGAGACCAGCGAGGGAUAGAGACCCAGAAAGAGGAAGAGAUGGAAACCCAGAGAGACAGAGACCCAGGGAGAGGGAGAUAAGGACCUGGAGGGGGGUAGAGCAGAGACGCAGAAGAGGGGAACAGAAAUCCAGAGUGAGAAGGGGACAGAGACCAAGAGUAGGGGAUAGAAGCCGGGUGAAGUGGCUCACGCCUGUAAACCCAGCAUUCUGAGAGGCCAAGGAAGGGGGAUUGCUUGAGGCCAGGAGUUCAAGACCAGCCUGGGCAACAUGGCGAGACCCUCUCUCUACAAAAAAUACAAAAAUUAGCUGAGUGUGGUGGCGUAUGCCUGUGAUCCCAGCGACUCAGGAAGCUGAGGCGGGAGGAUCCCUUGAGCCUGAGAGGUAGAGGCUGCACUGAGCCAAGAUUGCACUGCUGUACUCCAGCCUGGGGGACAGAGCAAGACCCCAUCUCAACAAACAUACAAAAAGAGUUGGGGGAUAGAGACCCAGAGGGCAGUGUCAGGCUACCAGAGUUGGAGACAGAUCAACAGAGUCUCAGGGAAAGAGAAUCAAAAUAGAAAAGGCAGAAAAGCUGGGCGCGGUGGCUCACGCCUGUAAUCCCAGCACUUUGGGAGGCCGAGGUGGGCGGAUCACAAGGUCAAGAGAUCGAGACCAUCCUGCCCAUCAUGGUGAAACCCCAUCUCUACUAAAAAAUACAAAAAUUAGCCAGGCCUGGUGGCGGGCACCUGUAGUCCCAGCUACUCGGGAGGCUGAGGCAGGAGAAUUGCCUGAAUCUGGGAGGUGGAAGUUGCAGUGAGCUGAGAUCCUGCCACUGCACUCCAGCCUGGUAACAGAGCAAGACUCGGUCUGAAAAAAAAAAAAAAAAGAAAGAAAGACAAAAAAAUGCAGAAAAAGUUGGUGCCCCUGAACCCAAGAGUAAUGCACAGUCUCUAUUCCAUAGAAUCACAGAGUGACCCUAAACCAGGUGUGUAGCCCACUCUCCCCGCAGCUCAGGAAGGCUGUCAGACAGGCUGGGGGCCUCACUCUGUCUUCCCGGGGAGAAACCUGAGUCUCAGAGCAGAGGAGUGGCUUCCCAAGGUCUCACAGCUUGUCCCCAGGGGCCAGGCAGGCUGUCUGUCUGCUUCACAUGUCCCCGUCAGCCUGCUGGGACACACGGGUCCUCCUGAGUCCCAUAGCCGCCUUUCUUACAGACAGGGAAACUGAGGCUCAGAGGAGCGCGUGUUACCCAAGGUCACAAGGCUGAACAUUUUCAGAAGUCUUUCAGAACUCGAAGGGCAUUUAAGGGAGGAGGAGGAGGAGGAAGGUUGAAAUCAAACACAUAUGGGGCUUCCUUUGGCACAAAGUUCUUUACUUGGAUUAAUUUAUUAAAACCUAUCCAGUGGUUUA
This is a messenger RNA of Callithrix jacchus (white-tufted-ear marmoset), 4337 nucleotides long. It is a transcript of the gene KCNA7, whose product is annotated as potassium voltage-gated channel subfamily A member 7. Lineage: Eukaryota; Metazoa; Chordata; Mammalia; Primates; Cebidae. The record is from RefSeq and is a predicted model, not a curated record. Gene Ontology annotation, biological process: protein homooligomerization; action potential; potassium ion transmembrane transport. Gene Ontology annotation, cellular component: voltage-gated potassium channel complex; membrane. Gene Ontology annotation, molecular function: delayed rectifier potassium channel activity; protein binding.